Messenger RNA from Chelonia mydas (Green sea turtle), 1986 nucleotides. RefSeq names its product melanoregulin (gene MREG). The record is from RefSeq and is a predicted model, not a curated record. The coding region runs from base 132 to 767 and encodes 211 amino acids. Gene Ontology annotation, cellular component: melanosome. Gene Ontology annotation, biological process: melanosome transport; melanocyte differentiation. NCBI's taxonomy places the organism in Eukaryota, Metazoa, Chordata, Testudines, Cheloniidae. The transcript has 5 exons.
GGCGCUUGCCAUGGUAGCGCGGCCAGGCGCUCGCCCUGCCUGCGCACAGCGGCGCUCGGCCGGCGGGGCGCCCGGGGGCUGCGCGGGGCCGGAGGCCGCCUAGGGUCGCGUCCGGCGGCGGCGGCGGCUCCAUGGGGCUGCGGGACUGGCUGGGCGCGCUGUGCUGCUGCUGCCGCUGCCCGGGGGAUGCUGCGCGCGCGGAGAAGGAGCCGCUGGUCAGUAAUAACCCUUAUGCCUCGUUUGGAGCCACCUUGGCGAGGGACGAGGAGAAGAACCUGUGGAGCACCCCUCAUGACAUGUCCCACACUGAAGCCGAUGAUGACAGGAUACUGUAUAAUCUGAUUGUCGUCAGGAACCAGCUGGAGCAAGAUUCUGAGGAAUGGCAAAAACUGAACUACGACAUCUAUACCUUGCGGCAAAUCCGAAGGGAAGUGAGAAGCAGAUGGAAACGUAUUUUGGAAGAAUUAGGGUUUCAGAAGGAAGCGGACUCCCUGUUAUCGGUGACUAAACUUAGCAUCAUCAGCGAUUCUCAGAACAUGAGCAAAGCCCGGGAGAUCCUGUUAAAGAUCUCUGAGGAGACAAACAUUUUCCCAAACAGCUGGGAGCUCUCUGAGCGAUACCUCUUUGUGGUGGAUCGUCUUAUUGCACUGGAUGCUGCUGAUGAAUUCUUUAAGAUGGCCAGCAUCGCCUACCCAAAGAGACCCAGGGCAGCGAAAGUGGAAGACAAUCCGAAAGAAAUGCAGCACGUCCUUGCUCCAUUGCCCUGAAGAGACUGCUUGGGCAGGAGGUGUGCUGGAUUUCCUUUCCCUCACGGGAGUUGGCUUACUCACUGAGGUUAGCCAAAGUGAUGUGAUUUCUUUCCUUCAGAGGACAUGAGUGGAUCCACAAGAGCAGAGUGCCCAAGUAAAAUGACUUUAUUGUGAGCAUGGAGCGCAAGGGUGGCACAAUCAAAAAGAUCCAGGGGGGCUAAGAGUGGGCCUUGGUGCAGGGAUGCCUCUCAGUGGAAAGGAGCAAGUGCUGCUAUGAACCAGAGUUCUGCGGGUGGAAGAAUAUGAGACACCAGUGUCUGAGCAAGGACGUGGGCGUGUGUUUGGGGAGGAGGAAACCCACUGUACAAAGUGUUGCAAAGGCUGGGAUGCCUCUAGUUAGAGCAGCAUAUAAAGUUCUGUAUUUCCGGUGGCUUCCAGUGGCAUCUCAUAACUGGAUGUUCCCUACAUUGUCCUUUGUAGUCAGAAGAACCUCUGAGAGACUAUUUAUUUUAACUGCCUUUGACUAGAAACGUAUACAACCUCUCUCCAUGAUGGUCUCAUCCCUCGACCAAAAUGGACUGUAUUGUGCAUUAUGUAAAUGAUACUUUAUCUUCCCCAGUUCCCUCAGCAGCCAAGGUAAGACACAUGGGGGCUGAUCACACUAGGCACUGGGAAGAUUCAAUAGGCAGUGAGCGGGUGAGUAAGUCUGAGUGGAUUUAGUUACAUGUGUCAAGGACUGCCCUUGUCCAGUGAUGCAGUCAGAUUCUGAUGCGGGUAUGAUUUCCCAUUUCGUCAGCAGUGCUACAGAAAGAGAAUAUCCCUACCCUUCUUAUUUAUUCAGCCCUAUAGCUACUCUUGCAAGUGGUGGCAGAAAAUCAAAUCCUAUUCCUCCGGCUGGCAUCUUCCCUCCCGAGAUUGAAAAUUGGUUGUCCAGGAUUGAGCUCUGUAACUCAAGCAUGAAGCCAGUGAAGGAUCCUGAUUCCAAGCUUAGCUCCCAGUGAGAUUCUGUUCUAAAGACUUGUUUUGCAAAGCACGUGUGACGCUGGGGUACAGAAACUUUUUCAUUGGAUCUCUGUAAACAAAUCGGCCAAGACCUUCCAAAGUGACUAGUGAUGUUGGGAUGCCUCCAUUCUUUGAUACUCAACUUGACCCUUUAAGGCGUCUCUGGUUGGGCCCCCAAAAUCACUAGCUGCUUUUGGAAAACCUUGGUCGUCAUAACUGCAUUAUUUUAAAUGGG